Molecule: messenger RNA, 6013 nt
Organism: Scatophagus argus
Lineage: Eukaryota; Metazoa; Chordata; Actinopteri; Scatophagidae
Product: zinc finger E-box-binding homeobox 2-like
Exons: 8
Coding region: 1101-4280 (1059 amino acids)
Biological process (GO): regulation of transcription by RNA polymerase II; anatomical structure development
Molecular function (GO): DNA-binding transcription factor activity, RNA polymerase II-specific; RNA polymerase II cis-regulatory region sequence-specific DNA binding
Source: RefSeq, a predicted model, not a curated record
GUUUUAUUUCGGAUGUUUUUUUCAGUUGCAAAACAGAUUACGGCCCAGGUUGCAACACAAAGGGCUGCCAAUGCACCACUUCCUACAGCCAUCCAGGGGUGAAAGGGGCGCAGGACGGGGUCCACUCCAGGGUACUUGAGCGCAGGUGCGACGUGCAUAACAGUCAGGCCAUAAAGGGGAGGAGGGAGGCAGGAGAAGGUGGAGGUGGGGGCGCGCACAUACCUGUUCUUGUCAACCUGCAGUUAGUCUAAUGCGUAAGUGGUGAAAAUGUAGCGAGAUGCAUGCGUUAACAGCUUCAUUUGCACCUCGUCGGACAGCCUGGAGAUUCCAGUUCAGACGCGAUGAACGUUUAAAGCUGCGUGUGGGAAGAGCCCGCGCUGCAGCACGGCUGACAUGGAGACUCACAAGUCAGCGAUGAGCUUUUCUGGCCGGUGAAAGCAUCAACAAUUACACAAGCAACGCGAAGAAAUGAAAACGUAGAAAACUGUAGAGUCCACCGUCAACAAGUGGAUGAAUCGCUGUCAUUUAAGUCAUCUUACUCGUUUUUUUUUUUAAUAAUUUGCAUCAAGUAGAAAUUCACAUUGAGCUGCAGAGUAGAGUAACCAGGAAUCAGUAAAAUAUUCAGAAUUCAGUCGUUCGGCCUUGGGUGACACAUGCAGUAAAAGUUAAAACAGCCCAGCGUGCCCCCACGUUUCGCACAUGUUUCACACGGACGCUCUCGGAGUUCCCUCCGCGCAGAGGAGGUGCAGGGUGGUGGAUUAAGGACAAUACUGUCAAAGUAUAUCUGGUGUUACAACUGGUGGACUGUAUGACUGCACGAGCAGUCCCAUCACUGAUUACAUUGUAAAUGAGGACGGUGUAGGCUUACGAUGCCAAGACUGACCUCAGGGCCAACCUCUGCUGCUGACAUCACUGCCGCUCACGGCUCGUCGCCUCCGCUUGGAGUCCCAUCAAGGUCUGAGUCUCCCGCUGUGACCGAAGGCGAUGCCUCAUCACCAUUCAUUCUCAGACAGGCACUCAGGACAAACACACACUCGCUCCGCUCCCCUGGACAACUUUUUUAAAUUAUUUUUUAUUUUUUUGCAACGUAUUAAAGCGUGAUGAUGACAGAAGAAAGCAGGGGUAAACGAAGGAAGCAAGCCAACCCCAGGAGAAAUCGAGUGGAUGCGGAGCAAGUGAGUUCACUGGGGUCUGAGGGGGAGGAUGAGGUUGGCCUGUGGAGCCUGGAGCCCCAGGACUGGCAGGAGAGCACGGACAAGACAAGCCUGACGCCCAGCGAAGGGACAGAGGAUCCUGGCAGCCCUGCCCGCUCCACACGGCCACACAGCCUCAGCCCCGGAAGCAGGAACUACUGGGGGCAGGUGGAGCAGGAGGCCGAGGCCGGGGACGACACCACCACAGCAUCUGCCACUGACAGAGAGGGAGACCGGGAACCUCAGAACAUGUACUGCAAGAGCUCAGAUUCCCAGAAUGCCUUGGAGGACCACUAUGAAUUUCUGGCCCACUUGAGGAAGUCCUCUACCUCAACCAGUCUCCUGGACCAUCUGAACCACAAUGGCACGGCAGCUGUGUACCACUUGGGCAGCAGGCACGAUGAGCUGCCACCUGCCAUCUGGUCACCAGGAGCUCAGCACCACUCACCUGAGGGAGCAGAUGCAGGAAGGACCCAGCAGGCCUGUCCAUUCUGCCACAGGAUGUAUCAGCGAGGAGCUUCUUUUAGGGACCACAUCAAGUACUGCCAGGAGAGGGAGGGGGGCCACAUGGCUGCCUGUGGAUACACUGCCACCCUUAGGGCACAAAUGGAGCGGCAACUGGCACUUCACAACCAAAUGCAGGACAAGACUGCCAUCACUUUGGAUCAAGCUAUGGAGACCAGGAAGUUCAAAUGUCUGCAGUGUGGGAAAGCAUUCAAGUACAAACACCACCUCAAAGAGCAUCUUCGCAUCCAUAGCGGUGAGAAACCUUACGAGUGUUCCAACUGCAAAAAGCGUUUCUCUCACUCUGGCUCCUACAGCUCACACUUAAGCAGCAAAAAGUGCCUGAGUGGUGGAGGAAACGCAGGAGGAAACACAGGAGGAGCCAAUGUUGCGUUUAAUGGACAUAGCCAAAGCUCCUACCACCACUUACUUCCAACAUCUCCCUCUGCAGGCGGGGGGAGAAACAGUAAUGACAAGAGCCCUCUGACGGCUUCAAAGACCCAAGAUAAUGCCAGGACUCUGGGCCAAGCACCAGAGGAUCCUAACCAGCUUUCACUGCAGAACCCCAACCACAACCCCACAGGCUUGCUCAGAGCUUCGGAGCUGGCUCGGCUUUGGGACCCAUCGGCAGAACUCUCUCUGAGGGCCGGUGUACUGAAAGGGACCACCCUUCUGCCUUAUCUGCCCUCUGGGACCAAGUUUGAGCAGAUGAUGCAUGAGUUGCUUCGUAGGGAGGUGAAGAAAGAUGAAGACAUGGACAGAGAAGAAGGAACAGGAGCUGUAAUGGAGGAAAGAAGAUUGAUUUACAAUGGAGUUGGGGUUGACAGGAAGGUGUCUCCUGACAGGAGAAGAGAGGCAGUGGGGUCAGGUGAAGGAGAGAGGGGUGUGAUUGGGGUGACGUGUCGCUGGUGUUCCCAGCUUUUUCCCAAUGUGGCAGUGCUCCUGCAGCACGAGCGCUACCUCUGUAAGAUGAACCGAGAGGCACUGGAGGUGCCAGAGGGUCUUCACAGCAAAGACCACCCCUCAUCACCUUUAUUCCACCCCAGAUCUUCUCUCCAACAAGAAAACAGUAAACUGAGUGAAGUAACCAAUGGCAUCUCUGGAAGCAAAUCACCUUUACAGAAGCCCAGUUGGCACUCUGUGCCACAACAGCUUUUUGUCGGAAUGCACUCUCCCCCACAGCCCCAACAUGAUGCCAUGCCCUCUCAAGUGUACUGGUCGAGCCAGGAAAAGGGAAGCCCAAGCCAGCCAAUCAACCGCUCACCAGAGCUGUCAUCACCUCGAGCCAGAAGGAAACCUCCCUCCUCAGGAUUCGGUUCUCCAGUCUGUCUCAACCUCACUGGCUGUCCUCCUGAUCUGUCCUCCCCUCAGAACCAGACCGGAAGCCCCUGGUCUCAGAGUGAACCUCUGGAUCUAUCCUUGCCCAAACAGCUCUCAGAUCGAGAGGAGAGAAGCAAAACCGUAAAUGGCAGCUCAGCUAGAGCAGAGAGGAGAGAGCUUGAGUGUAGGAGGCCAAGUCCAACUUCACAUCUGUCACUUCACCACCAUCCAGUCUACCGCGGAGCAGGAGCCCCUGUGUUUCCAGGUUCCUUAUACAAUGGAUUUCCUAUGUUCAACCAGUCUGGUUUAGGGCUUUCAGGGCAUGAUGGCAUCGCAGCGAUUUCAUUCAGCCAGCAGGCUAACAGCCCUGGGUUUCUCUCUCCUAUGGCUUUCAUGAUGGAGGCAGAUGCAGAGGCAGCGCUGAAAAAGAUCCACCAGGAGAGACAAGCUCUCAUGGGUGAGGUGUUAAGCCGUGGAGCUCUGGACUACCUCUCUCUCAUGGAUGAAGGACUGGAUGGAGAAGGAGGGCCAGUGAGGAAGAGACUGAAGAAGACAGAUGAGGGGCUAUACGCUUGCGACAUCUGUGAAAAAACCUUUCAGAAGAGCAGCUCUCUGCUGCGACACAAAUACGAGCAUACAGGCAAGCGUCCUCAUGAGUGCAAAAUCUGUAACAAGGCCUUCAAGCAUAAGCACCAUCUGAUUGAGCACAGCCGGCUUCACUCUGGAGAGAAACCCUACCAAUGUGACAAGUGUGGCAAACGUUUCUCUCACUCUGGCUCAUAUUCUCAGCACAUGAACCACCGCUAUGCUUACUGCAGCAAAGAUCAGGAUCCAGAUCAAGACCAUGAGGAGAUGCCUCUCACCUCGGGAGUAGGCAACAAUCUUGGGGUUCGCCUUGCUGACGAGACCCCUCUGUCCAUAGAGGAUACCCAAACUCCACACUCCUUCCUCAGCGAUUCCAGUCUGGAUGGAACUGCAGAGGCCCUCAAGGAGGAGGAGGAAGAGGAAGGCAAAGAGGCAGCAGUGAGUGAGGCACAUGUGAGUUUGUCGGGGGCAGCAGACGAGCUGGGAGGUAGCCCCAUCCAAGAAUCCCCUUCAGCAGAGAAUGGAGUACAAAAUGAGAGAAACAGUUAUGAUGAAGGAAACCAUAUUGACAAUGGAGAGAGACAAUUCUGGGACAGAGACACUGAGGACCAGAACGGAAACUUGGACAAAUGUGAACUAAGCGGGGAUAUAACAGAUUUACCCAGAAUAAAAACUUAAAGUGACCUAAGCAAGCUAAUACAACGCAUACAGUAUAAAGAUUUUUGAUAUAUUUUACUCAUUUUACAACAUGAAAAAAUGCACAGAAAUACCAAAGUAUAGAUUGCCUUAAAGUGGAUGAAGCCAUACAAACAAAAUAUAUGUUGCAAUACAAAGUGUAGUGUUUUAUCUUGCAACAUAGACUUGAUGUACCUGCAGUGUUUGUUUGUUUUGUUCUUGUAAUCAUUUUUGUUUAUCAGUACAGUUGAAACGUAAUUCGUCUGAGGUCAUGUUUCCCAUCCAGAUGUGACAUUUCAGAAAUCUCUCUUAUUAAUAUACAGUAUGCUUGCUGUGGCUGAAAGUUGCACAACCCAUAAAGCAGAGGCGUUUGUAUUUUUACACCCAGGAAGCGAUUGAUUUUCCUUGGAACGUUUUCACACCAGUGAGUGGGUUAAGAAAGUAGGCCUCAGACUGUCUGUAGGAUCAUUUGCCUUAGAUCAUCAUUGUUUCAAUAUGCCACAUUUAGAGGAUAAUAUGACAGAUGCAGGUAGAAUUGCCUGAUGCUCAGUUAGUGUAUUUAUUCCUCCUGGUAAGUGCAAGUUUCAUUCAUUUCUCUCCAUGUAUAUGUGGUAUUAUUUGACACAAAUUUUUACCUCUUUUUUUUUUUUUUUAAGAAAUGAACAAUAGCCUGUAAUAAGUUUUAAAUGAAAUUAUACACUUGCAGCUAUUACUUUGUCCCAAAGCCAGUGAGGGCUACAUGUAUAAGUAUUUGAACUUUUAUCAUUCAUGCUGUGAAAUCACAAGUUACAACCAGCUCAUCUCUUCAGGUUAACUAUGGUGCUCAGUGGCUUUAACUAAUCAGCAAUCUAUUUAGUAGUUUAGAGCAAGCAGCAAAAAGAGGAAGAACUGGAAGGUGGUUUAUUUAUUUGAAAGCAGUGGACUGCACCUUUUUACAGUAAACUGUAUGCCUUGUUCGGGGACAGCCAUUUUUACAGUUCUCUAAGGGUUGCUAAAAGAGGUCAGUUCCGUUUUUUUUUUUGUUUUUUUUUUUUUUUUUAUUUUGCCUUUGAGGGAGCAAAUAAAAAUGGCACCGUCUCACUGUUUGUGUUAUAAUCAUGCAAAGCUGUUUAUUUUUCAUUUAUUGCUAAAACAUCUACAUCUAUUUCUCAAAAUAAUUUACACAUGCUACAGUCUAUUUUCACAUCCCCCAAAAAAUAAUGUAUCGCACAUUUGGGCUGUCUGUGCUAAGGUGUGGCAAGAGGGUCAAGACUCAGGACACAUACACCAGCUUUUAACUUCCUCUUUCUGACUGCAGUGUAGUCAACGUGAAAAGUGCCUCAGAUGUACUCAGACACUGUGAGUAAUCCGACAAAGCCUUGGUACGGCAAGAUAAGACGGUGGUGCAUGAGGUGUGACUAAGCUUGUAGCGCUCAUGCAUACAUUUUGCCAAAGACACUUCUUGGUCAUAGUGUGCGUGUGUGUGUGUGUGUGUGUGUGUGAUUAUCACCAAAGAUAUGCAUAUGUGACACGCCAACUGCCGCUCUACUCUUGCAUACUUCCUUACCUGUUGUUUCUGGGUCGAAAAUAGUCCAAAAAAUAGGUUACUUUCUCUCUGUGUCUGCACACUUUUUUUUAUACCCAGCAGUGUUCUUUUUAUAUCUUUUACCAGCACCCAUGCAAUAAUUAUAUCAACUUUUAUAUAUAUUUUUUGCAUGUUUGUGGAUAUUUGUAAUAAAAUUGUACAUACUUUUUCA